AUGCCACACUUGGAGACGGAGAUGAAAUUGGAUUUUAAGGACGUGCUGAUCCGACCCAAGCGAUCUGCAUUGUCAAGCCGAGCGCAGGUCUCCAUCGAAAGGGAAUUUAUCUUCCCGAACUCCAAACAGGUGUGGAGUGGCACCCCCAUCAUUGCGGCCAACAUGGACACAGUUGGCACCUUCGAGGUUGCGGAAGUUCUGGCAAAGCGCAAGUGCAUUACGGCCAUCCACAAGCACUACAGCGUGGAGCAAUGGAAGAACUGGGCCGAAGGGCCUGGCAAGGAAAUCCUGGGCUUCGUGGCAGUGAGCACUGGCAUCCUGGAGAAGGACAUGGAGAAGUUGGCUCAAAUCAUCAAAGCGGUGCCGGGCAUCAACAUGGUCUGCAUCGAUGUGGCCAAUGGCUAUUCCGAGGCCUUUGUGCAGUGCAUCAGGGAGGUGCGAAAGACCUAUCCAAAGGUGACCAUCAUGGCUGGCAACGUGGUGACCAAAGAGAUGACGGAGGAACUGAUUUUCUCUGGUGCCGAUGUCAUCAAGGUGGGCAUUGGCCCGGGCAGUGUGUGCACCACUCGCAAGCAAACAGGUGUGGGAUACCCCCAGCUCUCUGCGGUUUUGGAAUGUGCCGAUGCAGCACAUGGUUUGGGUGGCCGCAUUGUUUCUGAUGGUGGGUGCACUUGCCCUGGAGAUGUUUGCAAAGCCUUUGGUGCCGGGGCCGACUUUGUGAUGUUAGGUGGCAUGCUAGCAGGUCAUGAAGAGUGUGCUGGCGAGGUGCCUUCAUAA
This is a messenger RNA of Cladocopium goreaui, 777 nucleotides long. Lineage: Eukaryota; Dinophyceae; Suessiales; Symbiodiniaceae. The record is from the annotation of a GenBank genome assembly.